Molecule: messenger RNA, 1528 nt
Organism: Andrographis paniculata
Lineage: Eukaryota; Viridiplantae; Streptophyta; Magnoliopsida; Lamiales; Acanthaceae
Product: NADH dehydrogenase [ubiquinone] 1 alpha subcomplex subunit 9, mitochondrial
Exons: 12
Coding region: 94-1293 (399 amino acids)
Cellular component (GO): mitochondrion
Molecular function (GO): protein-containing complex binding
Source: RefSeq, a predicted model, not a curated record
CUGAGUCCGAAUAUAGAAUUCAGAAAGACUUCCGGAAACCCAUUCUUCCCCUCUUCCUAGCAGAGCACCACUCAGCCCCCAAGAGAAACGAGGAUGCAAGCCGUUCGCCGGCAAUUGGGGCACCAAUACAUCGUGCAAUCGCGCACUGGAGUCUCUUCUUUCAGGUCAAUUUACCCGAUUUCCGAUCACUUUUAUGGAGUGGAGAAUGCGAGGCUGUCUUCUACUCUUGCCACCAAAGGCGUGGGGCAUCUCGUUCGCAAGGGCACCGGUGGCAGAUCAUCUGUGAGUGGCAUCAUUGCAACGGUGUUUGGGGCUACCGGUUUCCUGGGAAGAUAUUUGGUGCAGCAACUAGCUAAGAUGGGUUCUCAAGUGUUGGUUCCGUUUCGAGGCUCAGAAGAUUCCCAUCGCCACCUUAAAUUGAUGGGAGAUUUGGGUCAGAUUGUUCCCAUGAAAUAUAACCCCAGAGAUGAAAACUCCAUCAGGGCUGUUAUGGCAAAAGCUAAUGUUGUUAUUAAUCUCAUUGGAAGGGAAUAUGAGACCAGAAAUUAUAGUUUUGAGGAAGUUAACCAUCAAAUGGCUGAACAACUUGCUGUGAUUGCCAAAGAACACGGAGGCAUUAUGAGGUUUAUUCAAGUUUCAUGCUUGGGGGCAUCUUCUUCGUCUCCAUCCAAAAUGCUCAAAACUAAAGCGGCUGCAGAAGAUGCUAUUCUAAGAGAAAUUCCAGAGGCCACGGUUAUGAGACCUGCUGUUAUGGUUGGCACAGAGGAUCGAAUUUUAAAUCCCUGGGCACACUUUGCUAAAAAAUACGGGUUUAUCCCACUCUUUGGAGGUGGAUCAACCAAGAUUCAGCCUGUGUAUGUUGUUGAUGUUGCUUCAGCAAUUGUUUCGGCCUUAAAAGAUGAUGGGACCAGCAUGGGAAAAGUUUAUGAACUUGGUGGACCAGAUGUUUAUACUGUUCAUGAAUUAGGGGAACUUAUGUUUGAUAUGAUCCGCGAGUGGCCUCGAUAUGUGAAUGUUCCUUUCCCUAUUGCAAAGGCUAUUGCAUCACCGCGAGAAUUUUUUCUCAAAAAGGUUCCUGCCCCUAUGCCUACCCCUACGAUAUUCAAUCUGGAUCUAAUUGAAGCUCUUUCCUCUGAUACGCUGGUUUCUCCUAAUGCUUUUACAUUCGAGGAUCUUGGGGUUGCACCUCAUAAGCUGAAGGGAUAUCCAGUCGAGUUUCUGAUACAGUAUCGUAAAGGGGGACCUCAAUAUGGUUCAACAGCCAGUGAGAAGGUGUCUCCGCGAUCAAUGUAGCAGGCAGCAUUGUCCUUUUGAAUUCUAGUUGGGAGAAUCAAGGUAUGCAUGCAUUCCUUACUAUACUGCUGCACUUGUUGUUGAUUGAGUUUUUAACUAAUAAACAAACGAAAUGAAUAGGCUCCACCUUCAAAAGUUGAGAAGGCAAAUUUUCUAUGGAGGAUUCAUUUUCAUGGAUCCCAUGAUUGUUGGCUUUGCUUGUAUUAUGAUAUAUGCUGAUUCUGAUUGGUUUUCA